UUGUGUUGAGCUUCACACAGCUGUCACAGCCUCCCCCCUCGGUGAAGGAGAAUCCAGAUCUUCAAGAAAAACAUGGCCUUUAACGGAACAUGGCAGGUGUACGCUCAGGAGAACUAUGAGGAGUUCCUCAAGGCAAUGGAACUUCCUCCAGAUGUCAUCAAGAUGGCCAAAGACAUCAAGCCGAUUACAGAGAUCAAGCAGAGCGGCAAUGACUUUACUGUCACCUCAAAGACCCCCGGAAAGACUGUGACCAACUCCUUUACCAUCGGCAAGGAGGCUGACAUCACCACCAUGGACGGCAAGAAGAUCAAGUGUGUUGUCAAUAUGGAGGGUGGCAAGCUGGUCUGCAACACCGGCAAGACGUCCCACAUCCAGGAGAUCAAGGGAGGAGAGAUGAUUGAGACUAUGACAAUGGGCUCAGCAACUCUGAUCAGGAAGAGCAAGAAGAUGUAACCUUGGCUGUGAAGAAACCAAUGUCUAUUUAAAUAAAAGUGUUGCUUAAUAAAAAAAAUAAA
Molecule: messenger RNA, 515 nt
Organism: Labrus mixtus (cuckoo wrasse)
Lineage: Eukaryota; Metazoa; Chordata; Actinopteri; Labriformes; Labridae
Gene: fabp10a
Product: fatty acid binding protein 10a, liver basic
Exons: 4
Coding region: 73-453 (126 amino acids)
Biological process (GO): fatty acid transport
Cellular component (GO): cytosol; nucleus
Molecular function (GO): fatty acid binding
Source: RefSeq, a predicted model, not a curated record